This is a messenger RNA of Aplosporella prunicola CBS 121167, 1937 nucleotides long. RefSeq lists its product as uncharacterized. Gene Ontology annotation, molecular function: oxidoreductase activity, acting on paired donors, with incorporation or reduction of molecular oxygen; heme binding; monooxygenase activity. The coding region runs from base 33 to 1733 and encodes 566 amino acids. The record is from RefSeq and is a predicted model, not a curated record. NCBI's taxonomy places the organism in Eukaryota, Fungi, Ascomycota, Dothideomycetes, Botryosphaeriales, Aplosporellaceae. The transcript has 4 exons.
CAAGCUUCGUCGACUUCACUUUCACUCUAGCCAUGUUGUCGUUUUGGCUUCUUCUUCUUCUCGGCCCACCCGCAGCCCUUAUAAUCUCAACACUCCGUGCAAUACUGCGCAACCAUGCAAUUGCGCGCAAGAUCGGGCUACCGAUCAUUCUCGUGCCCAUUAGUCCCGAAAACCCCCUAUGGAUGAUUCUUGCGCCCUACUUUAUUCACUGGCUGCAGUACCUUCCCUUUGGCUCCGGCUAUUUCUCACGCUUCUGCCACAUCGGCUGGGAGUUUGACGAAAAGUAUCGUGCUCAUCUUGAGUUCGGCGACGCCUUUCUGUUUGUCACUCCUGGUAAAAACUGGAUCUAUCUCUGCAACGCAGAAUCGGUCCACGACAUCAUCCUGCGCGAACGCCGUCAUGAUUUUGAGAGGCCAGUUGAACUCCUAGUAGCCAUGCUUGAUGUGUUCGGACCGAAUAUAUCGACUGUGCAAACUCACGACUGGCAGCGUCAACGUAAAGUAACUGCCACCGCAUUUACCGAGAAGAACAACAGGAUUGUUUGGACGGAAGCCCUGGAGCAGGCACAGCAAGUGCUCAAGUUCUGGCAAAAUACCGGUCAGGUUCAGAGUACCGCUAUCGACUCGAGGACCGUAGCUCUUGAUGUAUUAAUGAGCGCUGGGUUUGGCAAGUCGUUCCCUUUCCAAGGCGCUUCCGCAAGGGCAAAACACGGCCCUAUGAGCUACCGAGACUCUCUUGCGCUUAUCCUGGAAAAUGCAAUCCUCAUCCUGGCCAUGGGACCAGACUUCGUCAGCCGCAUCAAGUUCCCAGCAAAGCUUGCGCGUGUCGGAGAGGCUAUUACUUCCUUUAAGACAUACAUGGUCCGAGCCUUUGAAGACGAGAAGAAGGUCAUCCUAGAGGACCACGUACAACGAGAAAACCUCAUGACAGCCCUUGUUCGAGCCUGUGUAAAGCCAGCUGUCCAUGAUGGAGAUACAAGUGCAGAAGGAAUCAAACGGUUCAACCUGUCUCAAGAAGAAGUCUUUGGCAACAUGUUUGUCUUCAACUUUGCCGGCCAUGACACUACAGCCCACUCCUUAGCGUUCACCUUCUACCUGCUAGCUGCAUAUCCCGACAUACAGGAUUGGAUGAACGAAGAGAUUUGUCACAUUUUUAAAGACGACGAUAGAACAAAGUGGAACUACGAUGACAGCCAAAGGCUCAAUAGAUGCUUAGCAAUUUUGCUUGAAACUUUGCGCUUAUACAAUCCUCUUCUCAGUGUUGUCAAAGGGACACAAAACAACACUACUGAUCUGGCGAUUGGCGAACAUGUUUAUCCGAUUCCUCCCAACACUCGCGUAAUCAUCAACUUGAAUGCUCUUCACUCUCACCCCCGCUAUUGGGGUGAUGAUAGUCUUGAGUUCAAGCCAUCCCGCUGGAUCCUGAUCAAGGAAGGCGACGGCCCAGCUAUUGACCGUGAGUAUCUCUACACUCCUCCCAGAGGCGCGUAUCUUCCUUGGUCCGAUGGAAAUCGCGCAUGUCCAGGUAAGAGGUUUGCGCAAGUUGAACACGUUGCACUCAUGGCGUCUCUCUUCCGUGAUAAUCGUGUUGAGCCGGCAAAGCUGGAGGGAGAAAGCGACGAACUGGCGAGAAAGCGGACCUUGGAUUGCAUCGCUAGCUGCGGGAUGCGGCUUCUCUUUCAGAUGCUGCGACCUGAGGACGUAGCACUGAAGUGGAUGAAGGCAAAUGAGUGAGCGGAGAUGUGUAUCGGAUGUUUCAAAUCUCCUUACUUCACAUUACAUCGUCAGUGGCUUUGACGGCGACAAAUUUAAUUAUGUUUUGGUAUUGGUGUUCGUUUCAAAGUCAAAUUUGUUAGCUGGAGGAGGAUAAUAAAACAUAUUUCGUUAGAUCAAGAAUAAUUUUAACAGCCCAAAAGCCGGCCGAAUGCGAUCAUGACG